Molecule: messenger RNA, 697 nt
Organism: Tinamus guttatus (white-throated tinamou)
Lineage: Eukaryota; Metazoa; Chordata; Aves; Tinamiformes; Tinamidae
Source: RefSeq, a predicted model, not a curated record
AUGGUGAAGCAGCGGUUGCCUGUUUGUGGCGCGGUGGCUGUACUUGUGACACUGUUGGUGUUGUCAUCAGGUAAUCUCUACAGCAGACACAUCCAGAUCGAUGGCGAAAUGUUGGCUAUCCAAGUGCAAGACACUCCUGGAGUGCAGAUCCAUGAACACAGCCUGGAUUGCAACGACCAGCUGAACAGAUGCAUUCGCUGGGCAGACGCGCUCGUGAUCGUCUUCUCCAUCACAGAUUAUAAGAGCUAUGAACUCCUCAGCCACCUCUACCACCACGUUCGGCAGCUGCACCCAGGGAACGCGGUUCCCGUUGUCAUCGUGGCCAACAAGGCCGACCUCCUGCACGUUAAGGAGGUGGAGCCUCAGCACGGACUGCAGCUGGCCAACAUGCUGGGCUGUACGUUCUACGAAGUGUCCGUCAGUGAAAACUAUAACGACGUCUUCAACGCUUUCCACGUCCUGUGCAAAGAAGUCAGCAAACAGCAAACCACCAGCACGCCCGAGCGAAGGAGAACCUCGCUCAUCCCACGGCCCAAAUCCCCCAACAUGCAGGACCUGAAGAGAAGGUUUAAGCAAGCCUUGUCUGCCAAAGUGAGGACUGUCACCUCUGUUUAGGAGCAGAGCCAAGCGGAGGGUUUGAUCUUCCCAACAUUUUAGCCCGAGUGUGAAACCUGGAAUGUUAAACACUGGCACUUCU